GAAGCGGCUGGUGAUGCUGGAACAAAUAUGGCCGCCCCGGCGUUCGUCGGCUCUUCGGGCUCCCGCAGUCCUCGGCUGCCCGCCGGCCUUCGGCUGUUCCCCCUACUGGGGCUCUUGCAGCUGCUGGCCGAGCCUGGCCUGGGCCGCGUCCACCACCUGGCGCUCAAGGAUGAUGUGAGGCAUAAGGUUCAUCUGAACACCUUUGGAUUCUUCAAGAAUGGGUACAUGAUGGUGAAUGUCAGUAGCCUUUCAGUGAAUGAGCCUGAAGGAACCACAGACAAGGACGCAGCUAUUGCAUUCAGCCUAGACCGCACAAAGAAUGAUGGAUUUUCUUCUUAUCUGGAUGAAGAUGUGAAUUACUGUAUUUUAAAGAAACAGUCUGCCUCUGUCACCCUUCUAAUCCUAGACAUCUCCAGAAGUGAAGUGCGAAUAAGAUCUCCACCAGAAGCUGGUACCCAGUUACCAAAGAUCAUCUUCAGCAAGAAUGAGAAAGUCCUUGGUCAGAACCAGGAGCCUGGUGUUAACGCUGUUUCAGCAGGCAGCCAGACUCAGAAAAAACAAGACAGUGGAAAGUCUGAAAGAAGUACAGUGGAUUCAAAGGCAACAGGAGAGAAAUCCUUUUCUGUUCGUAAUAAUGAUGGGGCAGUUUCAUUUCAGUUUUUCUUUAACAUCAGCACUGAAGACCAAGAAGGCCUCUACAGUCUUUAUUUUCAUAAAUGCCCUGGAAGUGAAAUACGGUCUAAUGACAAGUUUUCAUUCAGCCUCGAUAUCGACAUCACAGAGAAGAAUCCUGACAGCUACCUCUCAGCGGGAGAAAUUCCUCUCCCCAAAUUAUACAUUUCUAUGGCCUUUUUCUUUUUUCUCUCUGGGACCAUCUGGAUUCACAUCCUUCGAAAACGACGGAAUGAUGUAUUUAAAAUUCACUGGUUGAUGGCCGCCCUUCCUUUCACCAAGUCUCUUUCCUUGGUGUUCCACGCAAUCGACUACCACUAUAUCUCCUCCCAGGGCUUCCCGAUCGAAGGGUGGGCUGUGGUGUACUACAUCACUCAUCUCUUGAAAGGGGCGCUGCUGUUCAUCACCAUCGCACUCAUUGGCACCGGCUGGGCUUUCAUUAAGCACAUCCUUUCUGAUAAAGACAAAAAGAUCUUCAUGAUCGUCAUCCCGCUUCAGGUCCUGGCAAACGUGGCCUAUAUCAUCAUAGAGUCCACCGAGGAGGGGACGACUGAGUAUGGCCUGUGGAAGGAUUCCCUGUUUCUGGUGGACCUGCUGUGCUGUGGAGCCAUCCUCUUCCCGGUGGUAUGGUCAAUCAGACAUUUACAAGAAGCAUCAGCAACAGAUGGAAAAGCUGCCAUUAACUUGGCAAAGCUGAAACUUUUCAGACAUUACUACGUCUUGAUCGUAUGUUAUAUAUACUUCACCAGGAUCAUUGCAUUUCUCCUCAAACUUGCUGUUCCGUUCCAGUGGAAGUGGCUCUACCAGCUCCUGGAUGAAAUGGCCACGCUGGUGUUCUUUGUUCUAACGGGGUAUAAGUUCCGUCCAGCUUCAGAUAACCCCUACCUACAACUUUCUCAGGAAGAAGAUGACUUGGAAAUGGAAUCUGUUUCUGGAAAGUGGGGACUGUGUUUCUGCUGCAGCACAGAGAGGUCACGUGACUCGGGCAGGCUUACACCGCAUGCAGAGAGCGGGUCAGGAUUUGAACCCAGAGUGACCACGUCAGGGGUGAUGGAGAAUAUGAAGAAAGUCAAGAAGGUGACCAACGGCUCGGUGGAGCCGCAGGGUGAGUGGGAAGGCAGCGCGUGAUGGAGCAGCUCCGAGGCGGCACUGUCAAAGGAAACCAUUGAUUCAUAGUCCUGUUGGUCAGCGAGAGAGGUCGGCCCCUCCCGACGGUGACACCGCAGAGCACGUGGCUGGGAGCAAAUUACCACGGAAGCUGAACUUUUCACUCUUUCUGGAAGCCGGAUCUGUGGCUAGUGAUAGGCAGCUAGAAUUCUUCUUCAGGUGGGAGUGCUGGGUAGGGGGUGUAAGAGAAGGAGGUUAAAAGGAAGACUUUGUUUUUAAUCUCUAUUAUUUUAAAUUGGGAACUCUUCAGGUAGGUGCAGUUGUGACCCAGUGUGUAGCAGCGGAAUGCUGGUGGAUGGGGCAUGGCGGGUGGCGGUGUGUCUGCAGCCAUUCAGGGCAUGGGAAGGGGCUUUAGGAAACGAGCAGAUGUCGAGUGGGGCACGGGGGCUCACAAAGAAGGGAGCGGCGAGCAUCGCUGCAUCUUGGGGAGAAAAAACGAGUGAGAUCAGGUUAUUUUAGAAAGCAAAGUCAAAACCCAAUUUAGUAUUAAGAACCUGCCCCAGGAUUUCCGGCCCUGAAUGUCACCCCAGACCUUCAUCCCGGAUUCUGAAAGUGACCAGGAACAACGGUCGUCCGAGGGCUGCGGUGUCAGAGUCAAGGCCCUGGUGGUGGCAAAUGGUUCUCUUGACUGAAGUGUGUUGUGUUACCUAAUGGAUGGACGGAAGUGUGUUUUUAAGCUUGAAAAGCCGCCUCCUGUAGGAUUUCCCUGAACAUCUGGUUCCCCCGACGGCCAGAGCAGCACCGUCUCUGGCGGCCCUCUCUUCUCGCAGCUGCAUCUAUUGUGUGUGAUCAGAAUACGGGGAAACAGGAAGGACUUUUCCUUAAGGAGCAGCUGGGGGCAGAAAGGAUAAUGUUGAAGCAAAUCCUUAAGGCAAAUCAUCAUCAUGACAAAGCUUUUCCUGUAGCCAGGUAGGACUUCUAAAGGGAGGAAUGAAGCAGACCUUGUCCCUGUAUUCCAAGAGUAAGUAUGCGAAGAAGAUGAGGGUGAUUAAACAGGUUUACUCUCGGGGUGUGGGGAUGAUGAGAUCUUUCACAGAAGCUCAGUGAGGUUGCCUUCCAAACUUUCAGAGCUUGGAGAGGAACACGGAUAGCUUGCCAGAGGUGAACAGUAUUGCAGCUCGUAGCCAAGUCAUCUGAGUAGUGGGACAAGCUCAGAAGGUUCACUGUGAUGGAGGGCAUAGCAGGGCUUACCGCUCAUUUCCUACUAAGGCUUUGGCUGCCAGAGCCUGAGCUGGGGACUGAAACACUGCAUCAGGCAAGCUCCCUGGAGCGUGGGGUCCUGGCCGGGCGGGGUAGCUCCCGGUGCCCACGUGCGUCAGGAGCCCGAGCCCCACCCGACCUCCUGGCCUGCCUCCUGGGUGCUGGAUGGUGACGGUAGCUGGUGGUUAUUCUCUUACCUCUGUCUUGGAAGGGUCGAUCAGAAGCCACAAGAUUUAGGGGUGCCGCUCAGUAUGCCCGGUUUGGGAACCUGAAGUGUCUUUACUCAGAAAACAGUUGUUUUCCCUCUCCUGUACCAUUGUCACUUCCUAAAUGGCCAGUGAGGAAGCAAGUGUCCUUUUUAUGCACUUCGAUGAGCCCUCUGUGCUCUGCCCAGUGCCACCUCCACAGGGGCUCGGUCCUGGCUGAGUGAGGAGGAAGAGCCAGCAUCUUCCAAGGCCGCUGCUGCCCAUCUCUCCGCAGAUAUCUUAGGGAAGGGUUCGUGUGUCUUCCCAUCUUCAGGAGCAAGGGAACAUGCCCCAAGUAUUCAUCUAAGGGCCUUUUUUUGUCUUUUAAGUAAUCUUGGAGCUGUGUGACGGGAGAAGGAAGUGGCAGGGAGGACGGGAGUAUUUUUCAGACUUUGUUUUCCUGAUGUGAACACCAUCCCAGUGAUUAAGAAAUGUGUCUCAUACUGUGUCCAAAACUCCCUUUGGUGCUUCCCUCCGAGGGACGUGUUUGCUGUUUGUCCUGCAAGCAGAUGUUCUCGACUAGGCCAAGACCUCUUGGCAAGAACCAAAGGUUUGAGGAAACACACACACACACACAUCACGAAAGGGUCUCCACGGAGGUGUCCUCACUUCAUGUGCUGGAAGCGGGGAAGCGAGUGAAUGAAGCUGAGGGUGUGCAUGUGGGCUGGUACCGGCCCCUGCUCAGCCCUCCUGCUCUGAGGUCCCCGGGCCCCAGCCGUCACAGGAGGGCAUGAGCCAGAGGGCUGGGCUUCUCUGUGGUACCGGGUGGUCUUCAAAUCCCACGCGGCACCUCUAGGCUCACAGAAUGGCUGAGAGGCUGCAGUUUUACAGUCCUGACCCUUCUGGAACCGGAAGGUACAAAUGAGAUAAGGUGGUGGAUUAGAAAUAAAGGCAGGCCGCAGGCUUCCUAACAAACGGGUCGUCUGCCCACGUCCUAUAUUUUAACUGGCAGAAGGUUUAAAGGCAGGCCGCUGAUCAAGAGAAAUCAAAACCCCAGCCCAAGAUUGGGAAAAUAGGUGGUAGUUCAAGUUUUUACAAAAUUAUUUAAGCUCUUCAUCCUGUUCCGCAAAAAUUUGUUCUCUUUCUAUGACUUGAUGGCUAUGAGCAGCAUUCAGCUCUACUCUUGAGUAAAGAUGACUGAUUGGGGUCUAAAGCCAAGUUGCUUCCCCAGCUGACAGCCCGCUUCCUGCAGCCCGAUUUUCACCGUCCGCUUGGGCUCGUGGCGAUGCAGUGUGUGAGUGGUUAAGCGCGCUCAGUAUUUCAGGGAUCGGUGCACAUCACAGAACGAUCGGUGGUAUUUAUAGCUUCGCCCUGUGCUGCUGCUCCCCGUUUUCUGCCUGCGUGAAAUAUACGUACUUCCUCUGAGCAUCCGGCCGUGGGCUGGAAGUGCCGCUGCCUGUGAAACUUUAGGAAGUGAAGGGUCUGUUUUCCUUUAAUAAAGUGUGUGUGUUUUGCUGGAAAAUUACUUCUUGGACCACAAGAACCAUCACUGAUCUCUUAAUCCUGGCUCUUAACAGUGGCCAAAGACUCCAUCAGCCUGUUUCUUGGUCCCACAGUACUUUAACGUUUUAGCAGCAGUGCCUCCACUGAAUAUGCCUGCUGGCUCGUUCUCUUGUAAAGAGAAGCUUGCUCUAGUGUAAAAGAUGGUUUCUCAGAUCAUAGCCUGAGUCAGUUCAGUUUUCUUUCAAGAAACCACUUUAGAGUAAAAUUUCCAGUUUUUUUUUCCCCUGGACAUGUCCGGCCAGCCAAGGCGGCACCCAGUCUCUUCAUAAGUCCACUCCACGGGGCUGUCACGGCAAGGCGUCCACUCGCUCAUUGUGAUCUCACCACAGGAUGCUCUCCUCCCCCCUCCGUCUUCCCUCUCCCCCUCUUCCUCCUCCCCCCUCCCUCUUCCCCCUCCCCCUUCCCUCUCCCCCUCUUCCUCCUCCCCCCUCCUCCUUCCCCUCCUUCCUCCCCUUCCUCCCCCUCCUCCCUCUCUCCCCUUCCUCUUCCCCCUCCUCCUUCCCCUUCUC
This is a messenger RNA of Balaenoptera acutorostrata (minke whale), 5296 nucleotides long. RefSeq names its product G protein-coupled receptor 107 (gene GPR107). NCBI's taxonomy places the organism in Eukaryota, Metazoa, Chordata, Mammalia, Artiodactyla, Balaenopteridae. The coding region runs from base 28 to 1800 and encodes 590 amino acids. Gene Ontology annotation, molecular function: clathrin heavy chain binding. Gene Ontology annotation, cellular component: clathrin-coated vesicle; Golgi apparatus; membrane. The record is from RefSeq and is a predicted model, not a curated record. Gene Ontology annotation, biological process: clathrin-dependent endocytosis. The transcript is spliced from 19 exons.